UCCGGGCAGCUCUCCUCCAGCCCCCGGACCUCAGCAGCCGCAGCCCCCGGAUCUCCGCACUCAUCCCCGGACCUCAGCACCGCCGCAGCCCCCGGAUCUCCGCACUCAUCCCCGGACCUCAGCAGCCGCCGCCAUGGACGCCAUCAAGAAGAAGAUGCAGAUGCUGAAGCUGGACAAGGAGAACGCCAUAGACCGGGCGGAGCAGGCGGAGGGCGACAAGAAGCAGGCGGAGGACCGCUGCAAGCAGCUGGAGGAGGAGGUGAUGGGGCUGCAGAAGAAGACGAAGGGUACAGAGGAUGAAGUGGAGAAAUACUCUGAGUCUGUGAAGGAAGCUCAGGAGAGACUGGAACUAGCAGAGAAGAAAGCGGCUGAUGCUGAAUCCGAUGUGGCAUCACUGAACAGGCGCAUCCAACUGGUGGAAGAGGAGUUGGAUCGGGCUCAGGAGCGUCUGGCAACUGCUCUGCAGAAGCUGGAGGAGACUGAGAAGGCCGUGGAUGAGAGUGAGAGAGGAAUGAAGGUCAUUGAGAACAGAGCCAACAAGGACGAGGAGAAGAUGCAUGACCAGGACCUACAGCUCAAGGAGGCCAAGCACGUGGCCGAGGACUCCGACAGGAAAUACGAGGAGGUGGCCCGCAAACUGGUCGUUCUUGAGGGGGAACUAGAGCGAUCUGAGGAGAGAGCAGAGGUUGCUGAGAGUCGGUACAGGGAGCUAGAAGCAGAACUGCGCACCAUGGACCAGAGCUUGAAAUCUGUCAUAGCAGCAGAGGAGGAGGUACUCGACAGGAGGACACAUCUCCCACCUCUUCCUGUCUGUCUUCUGACCACGUUCCCCUACAUAGCCAAUCUUCGAGCUCUCACUCCUGGCUCCACUGUCACUCUCUGCUCUUCCUACAAUGACGCUGAUAGAUCUGAGCCAUCCACAACAUGGCGGCUCUCACUCCUGGCUCUACUGUCACUCUCUGCUCUUCCUACAAUGACGCUGAUAGACCUGAGACAGCCACAACAUGGCGGCUCUCACUCCUGGCUUUACUGUCACUCUCUGCUCUUCCUACAAUGACGCUGAUAGACCUGAGACAGCCACAACAUGGCGGCUCUCACUCCUGGCUCUACUGUCACUCUCUGCUCUUCCUACAAUGACGCUGAUAGACCUGAGACAGCCACAACAUGGCGGCUCUCACUCCUGGCUCUACUGUCACUCUCUGCUCUUCCUACAAUGACGCUGAUAGACCUGAGACAGCCACAACAUGGCGGCUCUCACUCCUGGCUUUACUGUCACUCUCUGCUCUUCCUACAAUGACGCUGAUAGACCUGAGACAGCCACAACAUGGCGGCUCUCACUCCUGGCUCUACUGUCACUCUCUGCUCUUCCUACAAUGACGCUGAUAGACCUGAGCCAGCCACAACAUGGCGGCUCUCACUCCUGGCUCUACUGUUACUCUCUGCUCUUCCUAGAAUGACGCUGAUAGACCUGAGACAGUCAAAACAUGGCGGCUCUCACUCCUAGCUCUACUGUCACUCUCUGCUCUUCCUACAAUGACGCUGAUAGACCUGAGACAGCCACAGCAUGGCGGCUCUCACUCCUGACUCCACUGUCACUCUCUGCUCUUCCUACAAUGACGCUGAUAGACCUGAGACAGCCACAACAUGGCGGCUCUCACUCCUGACUCCACUGUCACUCUCUGCUCUUCCUACAAUGACGCUGAUAGACCUGAGACAGCCACAGCAUGGCGGCUCUCACUCCUGGCUCUACUGUCACUCUCUGCUCUUCCUACAAUGACGCUGAUAGACCUGAGACAGCCACAGCAUGGCGGCUCUCACUCCUGGCUCUACUGUCACUCUCUGCUCUUCCUACAAUGACGCUGAUAGACCGGAGACAGCCACAACAUGGCGGCUCUCACUCCUGACUCCACUGUCACUCUCUGCUUUUCCUACAAUGACACUGAUAGAUCUGAUACAGCCACAACAUGGCGGCUCUCACUCCUGGCUCUACUGUUACUCUCUGCUCUUCCUAGAAUGACGCUGAUAGACCUGAGACAGUCAAAACAUGGCGGCUCUCACUCCUGGCUCUACUGUCACUCUCUGCUCUUCCCACAAUGACGCUGAUAUACCGGAGACAGCCACAACAUGGCGGCUCUCACUCCUGACUCCACUGUCACUCUCUGCUCUUCCUACAAUGACGCUGAUAGACCUGAGCCAGCUACAACAUGGUGGCUCCGACUCCUGGCUCCACUGUUACUCUCUCCUCUUCCCACAAUGACGCUGAUAUACCUGAGCCAUCCACAACAUGGCGGCUCUCACUCCUGGCUCUACUGUCACUCUCUGCUCUUCCUACAAUGACGCUGAUAGACCUGAGACAGCCACAGCAUGGCGGCUCUCACUCCUGGCUCUACUGUCACUCUCUGCUCUUCCUACAAUGACGCUGAUAGACCGGAGACAGCCACAACAUGGCGGCUCUCACUCCUGACUCCACUGUCACUCUCUGCUUUUCCUACAAUGACACUGAUAGAUCUGAUACAGCCACAACAUGGCGGCUCUCACUCCUGGCUCUACUGUUACUCUCAGCUCUUCCUAGAAUGACGCUGAUAGACCUGAGACAGUCAAAACAUGGCGGCUCUCACUCCUGGCUCUACUGUCACUCUCUGCUCUUCCCACAAUGACGCUGAUAUACCGGAGACAGCCACAACAUGGCGGCUCUCACUCCUGACUCCACUGUCACUCUCUGCUCUUCCUACAAUGACGCUGAUAGACCUGAGCCAGCUACAACAUGGUGGCUCCGACUCCUGGCUCCACUGUUACUCUCUCCUCUUCCCACAAUGACGCUGAUAUACCUGAGCCAUCCACAACAUGGCGGCUCUCACUCCUGGCUCUACUGUCACUCUCUGCUCUUCCCACAAUGACGCUGAUUCGACCUGAGCCAGCCACAACAUGGCAGCUCUCACUCCUGGCUCUACUGUCACUCUCUGCUCUUCCUACAAUGACGCUGAUGGACCUGAGACAGUCAAAACAUGGCGGCUCUCACUCCUGUCUCCACUGUCACUCUCUGCUUUUCCUACAAUGACGCUGAUAUACCGUAGACAGCAACAACAUGGCGGCUCUCACUCCUGGCUCCACUGUCACUCUCUGCUCUUCCUACAAUGACGCUGAUAGACCGGAGACAGACACAACAUGGCGGCUCUCACUCCUGGCUCCACUGUUACUCUCUGCUCUUCCCACAAUGACGCUGAGAGACCGGAGCCAUCCACAACAUGGCGGCUCUCACUCUUGACUCUACUGUUGCUCUCUUCUCUUCCUACAAUGACGCUGAUAGACCUGAGACAUCCACAACAUGGCGGCUCUCAGUCCUGGCUCUUCUAUCACUCUCUGCUCUUCCUACAAUGACUCUGCUAGACCUGAGCCAGCUACAACAUGGUGGCUCCGACUCCUGGCUCCACUGUUACUCUCUCCUCUUCCCACAAUGACGCUGAGAGACCUGAGCCAUCCACAACAUGGCGGCUCUCACUCUUGACUCUACUGUUGCUCUCUUCUCUUCCUACAAUGACGCUGAUAGACCUGAGACAUACACAACAUGGCGGCUCUCAGUCCUGGCUCUUCUAUCACUCUCUGCUCUUCCUACAAUGACGCUGCUAGACCUGAGACAGCCACAACAUGGCGGCUCUCUCUCCCGACUCUACUGUCAUACUCUGCUCUUCCUACAAUGACGCUGAUAGACCGGAGACAGCCACAACAUGGCGGCUCUCACUCCUGACUCCACUGUCACUCUCUGCUUUUCCUACAUUGACGCUGAUAGACCUGAGACAGACACAACAUGGCGGCUCCCACUCCUGGCUCUACUGUCACUCUCUGCUCUUCCCACAAUGACGCUGAUAGACCUGAGCCAUCCACAACAUGGCGGCUCUCACUCCUGACUCCACUGUCACUCUCUGCUCUUCCUACAAUGACGCUGAUAGACCUGAGCCAUCCACAACAUGGCGGCUCUCACUCCUGACUCCACUGUCGCUCUCUGCUCUUCUCACAAUGACACUGAUAGAGCAGAGACAGCCACAACAUGGCGGCUCUCACUCCUGACUCCACUGUCACUCUCUGCUUUUCCUACAAUGACGCUGAUAGACCUGAGACAGACACAACAUGGCGGCUCCCACUCCUGUCUCUACUGUAACUCUCUGCUCUUCCUACAAUGACGCUGAUAGACCUGAGCCAUCCACAACAUGGCGGCUCUCACUCCUGACUCCACUGUCGCUCUCUGUUCUUCUCACAAUGACACUGAUAGACCGGAGACAGCCACAACAUGGCGGCUCUCACUCCUGACUCCACUGUCACUCUCUGCUUUUCCUACAAUGACGCUGAUAAACCUGAGACAGACACAACAUGGCGGCUCUCACUCCUGGCUCUACUAUCACUCUCUGCUCUUCCCACAAUGACGCUGAUAGAUCUGAUACAGCCACAACAUGGCGGCUCUCAUUCCUGGCUCUACUGUUACUCUCUGCUCUUCCUACAAUGACGCCGAUAGACCUGAGACAGCCACAACAUGGCGGCUCUCACUCCUGGCUCUACUGUCACUCUCUGCUCUUCCUACAAUGACGCUGAUAGAUCUGAGACAGCCACAACAUGGCGGCUCUCACUCCUGGCUUUACUGUCACUCUCUGCUCUUCCUACAAUGACGCUGAUAGAUCUGAGACAGCCACAACAUGGCGGCUCUCACUCCUGGCUCUACUGUUACUCUCUGCUCUUCCUACAAUGACGCUGAUAGACCUGAGACAGUCAAAACAUGGCGGCUCUCACUCCUAGCUCUACUGUCACACUCUGCUCUUCCUACAAUGACGCUGAUAGACCGGAGACAGCCACAACAUGGCGGCUCUCACUCCUGACUCCACUGUCACUCUCUGCUUUUCCUACAUUGACGCUGAUAGACCUGAGACAGACACAACAUGGCGGCUCCCACUCCUGGCUCUACUGUCACUCUCUGCUCUUCCCACAAUGACGCUGAUAGACCUGAGCCAUCCACAACAUGGCGGCUCUCACUCCUGACUCCACUGUCACUCUCUGCUCUUCCUACAAUGACGCUGAUAGACCUGAGCCAUCCACAACAUGGCGGCUCUCACUCCUGACUCCACUGUCGCUCUCUGCUCUUCUCACAAUGACACUGAUAGAGCAGAGACAGCCACAACAUGGCGGCUCUCACUCCUGACUCCACUGUCACUCUCUGCUUUUCCUACAAUGACGCUGAUAGACCUGAGACAGACACAACAUGGCGGCUCCCACUCCUGUCUCUACUGUAACUCUCUGCUCUUCCUACAAUGACGCUGAUAGACCUGAGCCAUCCACAACAUGGCGGCUCUCACUCCUGACUCCACUGUCGCUCUCUGUUCUUCUCACAAUGACACUGAUAGACCGGAGACAGCCACAACAUGGCGGCUCUCACUCCUGACUCCACUGUCACUCUCUGCUUUUCCUACAAUGACGCUGAUAAACCUGAGACAGACACAACAUGGCGGCUCUCACUCCUGGCUCUACUAUCACUCUCUGCUCUUCCCACAAUGACGCUGAUAGAUCUGAUACAGCCACAACAUGGCGGCUCUCAUUCCUGGCUCUACUGUUACUCUCUGCUCUUCCUACAAUGACGCCGAUAGACCUGAGACAGCCACAACAUGGCGGCUCUCACUCCUGGCUCUACUGUCACUCUCUGCUCUUCCUACAAUGACGCUGAUAGAUCUGAGACAGCCACAACAUGGCGGCUCUCACUCCUGGCUUUACUGUCACUCUCUGCUCUUCCUACAAUGACGCUGAUAGAUCUGAGACAGCCACAACAUGGCGGCUCUCACUCCUGGCUCUACUGUUACUCUCUGCUCUUCCUACAAUGACGCUGAUAGACCUGAGACAGUCAAAACAUGGCGGCUCUCACUCCUAGCUCUACUGUCACUCUCUGCUCUUCCUACAAUGACGCUGAUAGACCUGAGACAGCCACAGCAUGGCGGCUCUCACUCCUGACUCCUCUGUCACUCUCUGCUCUUCCUACAAUGACGCUGAUAGACCUGAGACAGCCACAGCAUGGCGGCUCUCACUCCUGGCUCUACUGUCACUCUCUGCUCUUCUCACAAUGACACUGAUAGAUCUGGGACAGCCACAACAUGGCGGCUCUCAUUCCUGGCUCUACUGUUACUAUCUGCUCUUCCUAGAAUGACGCUGAUAGACCUGAGACAGUCAAAACAUGGCGGCUCUCACUCCUGGCUCUACUGUCACUCUCUGCUCUUCCCACAAUGACGCUGAUAUACCGGAGACAGCCACAACAUGGCGGCUCUCACUCCUGACUCCACUGUCACUCUCUGCUCUUCCUACAAUGACGCUGAUAGACCUGAGCCAGCUACAACAUGGUGGCUCCAACUCCUGGCUCCACUGUUACUCUCUCCUCUUCCCACAAUGACGCUGAUAUACCUGAGCCAUCCACAACAUGGCGGCUCUUACUCCUGGCUCUACUGUCACUCUCUGCUCUUCCCACAAUGACGCUGAUUCGACCUGAGCCAGCCACAACAUGGCAGCUCUCACUCCUGGCUCUACUGUCACUCUCUGCUCUUCCUACAAUGACGCUGAUGAACCUGAGACAGUCAAAACAUGGCGGCUCUCACUCCUGACUCCACUGUCACUCUCUGCUUUUCCUACAAUGACGCUGAUAUACCGGAGACAGCAACAACAUGGCGGCUCUCACUCCUGGCUGCACUGUCACUCUCUGCUCUUCCCACAAUGACGCUGAUAGACCUGAGCCAGCUACAACAUGGUGGCUCCGACUCCUGGCUCCACUGUUACUCUCUUCUCUUCCCACAAUGACGCUGAGAGACCUGAGCCAUCCACAACAUGGCGGCUCUCACUCUUGACUCUACUGUUGCUCUCUUCUCUUCCUACAAUGACGCUGAUAGACCUGAGACAUCCACAACAUGGCGGCUCUCAGUCCUGGCUCUU
Pseudophryne corroboree (corroboree frog) is the source of this 6951-nucleotide messenger RNA. RefSeq names its product tropomyosin 2 (gene TPM2). Gene Ontology annotation, molecular function: actin filament binding. Gene Ontology annotation, cellular component: actin filament. The record is from RefSeq and is a predicted model, not a curated record. Gene Ontology annotation, biological process: actin filament organization; muscle contraction. The transcript has 6 exons. Lineage: Eukaryota; Metazoa; Chordata; Amphibia; Anura; Myobatrachidae. The coding region runs from base 134 to 1057 and encodes 307 amino acids.